This is a messenger RNA of Fopius arisanus, 2003 nucleotides long. Its product is annotated as gastrula zinc finger protein XlCGF57.1-like. Gene Ontology annotation, molecular function: DNA-binding transcription factor activity, RNA polymerase II-specific; sequence-specific DNA binding. The transcript has 2 exons. NCBI's taxonomy places the organism in Eukaryota, Metazoa, Arthropoda, Insecta, Hymenoptera, Braconidae. Gene Ontology annotation, cellular component: nucleus. The record is from RefSeq and is a predicted model, not a curated record. Gene Ontology annotation, biological process: regulation of transcription by RNA polymerase II. Bases 105 to 1892 code for a protein of 595 amino acids.
GUACUAUUGGAUGGAAGAGAUUAUUUAAUGAGGUUACUAGUGGAAAUGUUUUGAACUUUGAUCGACUAAAGUGUAAACGUACUGGACAAAACUGGUGGACAAUAAUGAAUAAAACUCAGGGAGCGUUCGAACUAACGAUCGAUGAAAAACGAUUGAAUGAAGAAUCUAUCGACAUCUGCAACCAAGAUAACACUUCUCAACAAAUUAAUACAUACAAUGAAAAAGCAGAUGUUUACGUGAUCAAUCUGCGAAAUUCUGUCUGCAAUAACGGAAAAAACCCAUACAAAUAUUUUUUAAUAUACAUCGAAGCAUAUUCCAACUAUAUUGUGCUAAAAGCCCUGAGACUGAAUAAUGAAGAAGAAAUAGUUGAGAACCUCAUAGAUAUUUUCUCAAUUAUAGGGCCCCCGGCGGUAAUUAGUUAUCACAGUAAUAAAAAUAAUUUUGAAAAAUUAUCAAAAGCACUAGAGGACUACAGGAAAUCAAUCUUUAACAUUAAACUAGAGCGAAACAACAGUAACAAGGGCUCUAUCGUCCUUAAAAAUGAAUUAAUAAAACAACUGUUAGAUUGGGCCCGAGAAAAUCCAGAGCAAUCCCUCCAAAUAGGUGUCAAACACCUUCAAAUUACUGAAAACAACAGAAUAAACCCAUCAACAAAGAAGACACCAGUGCAACUAUUAUUCCAACAACUGAUAACUCUAACUGAUAAAAUUCUUCCAAAAUCAAAGAAUUCUUCGAGCCACAGCGAAAAAAAUAUAGUAAUUCCCUCUGUUCUCACUUGUCCCCAUUGCCCUCAGAAAUUUACAUUCCCAAGUGUUUUAAAACGACACCUGCGAUCUCAUACAAACGAACGUCCAUACGUCUGCAAAAUUUGCAAUAAAACAUUCAAACAAUUGGGCCACUUGAGUCAACACUGUCUGAGGCACGAUUUUCAUCCAUCCCAAUGUACAAUUUGCAGCAUUAAAUUCGAAUCUCUGGACCUUCUGAAGAGCCAUUUAUCCGAAAAUCAUAGGAAUAAACGAAGAAAGCUGGUAAAACCGAUAUUUCAAUGUGAAAAUUGUAAAAAAGUCUUCACGACAAAAAGUGUUUUGGAGAGGCACGUCUUGUCUCACAGCCAUGAGCGUCAGUUUGACUGCAAAAUCUGCGGGAAAAGGUUCAAGCAAGCAGGACAUUUGAAGUGCCAUACAUUGGUUCACACUGGAGAGAGAAAAUUUGCAUGUUCAAUUUGUCCCAAACGUUUCAGUCUUUCCAACAGUUUAAAAAAACACAUGUACAUUCACAAUGGUGAGAAACCUUAUCAGUGUGACGUGUGUGGCUCUAGAUUCCUGGAGAGAAGAAAUUUGAAUGGUCACUUGAUGACGCACACUAAUGAGAGACCUUUUGGGUGUAAAAUAUGUGGGAAACGGUAUACCCUGGCGGAUACCCUCAGGAGACACAUUAGUGCAGCUCAUGAGGAUGGGAGGACUUAUCAAUGUGAAAUCUGCGCGAAAAUGUUCAAGCAAUUGGCCCAUCUGUCUGCUCAUAAAAAAGUUCACACCGAUGAACGCCCGUUUCAGUGUCAUCUCUGUGAUAAGAAUUUCAAGCACAAAAAUGUUCUCAAAGGUCAUCUCGCUAUUCAUGCCAAUGUCAGACCUUUUGAGUGCGAUGUUUGCAAGGCUACAUUUGUCAGGAAGACUAAUCUCCAAACACAUAUUCUCUCGGCACACAUGAACGAGCGACCGCAUUUCUGUAAAAUUUGCAACAAGAGAUUUAAACAGAUUAGUCACUUAAGGGGACAUGUUAUUGUGCAUAGUAAUGCUAUGCCCUUUCAGUGUGAUUAUUGUGAGAGGAGGUGUAAUAGACUGGAUAAUCUGAAGAAGCAUAUGAAGCUGCAUGAGAAGAAUAAUAUGGUCUGAGGAUUUUUCAAGAAUUAAAAGGCCUUUGGAACGGCCUUGACGGUCAGGGUUAAAGGAGAUGAAUGAAUAUCAGUAUUAUUUUUUUUAAUCAAUAAAUGUUUUCCGAGAAAA